AUGCAACAACAUUUUUGCACGACUCGUUCGUAGAAUUCAUGGAGAAUCCGUGGCCUGAUAAUCCUAUCGACGACUUUAUGAAGAUAUUGCACAGAUGCAAACGAAGACGGCACAACGGUUGUUAAGGGGAAGUACGUGAGAAAGGCGGUAGCCUCUUUCCAAGUCGAUCUGGAUUUACGAUAUUGGUUGCAACACCACCUGAACCCAGACCCUUGUCGGUCGAACCCUGCCUUUAAACCAUCUCAAACCGGUUACCUUACUCCG
Molecule: messenger RNA, 264 nt
Organism: Heterotrigona itama
Lineage: Eukaryota; Metazoa; Arthropoda; Insecta; Hymenoptera; Apidae
Source: the annotation of a GenBank genome assembly